AAGAGAAACAGAAAUAUAUAUUCGAAUCCAUGGAAGAUGUCGAUGUAGCAGUUAGAAAUCUCGAGAUAAAAUCAUUAUCAUUUCUCUCUGUUUAUCAAAAAGAUAAAUCAUUCGGAGUUGCUGAUAUUAAUUUAAAAAUCACAAGAUUCCCUUCGAAGAUAUCAAGAACAAGGAGUCACCAAAUCCUUUGGUCCGGAACUCCUUUUGUGAUUGUUGGAAAAAAACCUUUUUGGUACGAAGUUCUGUCCCGGCUGAUAACUACAAGGUUUGUUUGGGUCGCGAAAACAACUAUCCGUCAUGUACUUGCUUGGAUUGGCGUAAAACCUUGUUGCCCUGUAACCACAUCCUAUCCGUCAUUAGUGGCAAUGUCGCAGAUGUAUCCUGGAAAUCUUUAUCGUCGCGAUACACUUUAUCUCCUUUUUUCAUUUUGGAUCAUGAAGUUGUUAGCAACGAUUUUAUUGACAUUAAUUAUGUCAAAACCGAGUCCGUUUUAAUGGAUUCUAUUUCUAAAAUAUGUUUUCCAAAUAGGUUCAAGGCCUCGUCUCGCAGAGAAAUUUAAACCAAACCAAGAGCUUGUCAUUCAUAGUGUAUGAUAAUGAUGCACUAGACCACCUUCAUAAAACCUUGACUCAGGCUUUAAAUGAUCUAUCAUUUCAUGCUCCCAAGGAAGACAAUUUGGUCGUGGAAAGACCAAAAGUUAUAGGAUCAACAUAUUUAAGUAAAAAAUUCCAACCUCUCCCAAAACCAAAACCAAAAAAAUCGGCGUUUUCGGGAAGAGUCGGUUUGGCUGCUGAAAAAAAAGUUUUCAUCCAUAAUCAACAUUUUGUCUCUCAAAAAGAAGAAAAUCAUGCGACGUCUGUGGUUGAAGAGUUCCCUGAAUACGAUCCAUCUGUCAUUACCAAUGGAGCAGGAGCAGUUUAAUGACGCUGCUGCUCAACUACCAAUAUAAUCUGGGUAAAUCGGGGAUCUGGGUAAUAAGUGCGUCUAAAGGAAGCCAUGUUUAAUGCCGGAGUAUUUUAAAUAAGAGUUAAUUUUAAAAUUUUAAACCACGGAAUGGCAUUUUGGAUAAAGCAUCUUCCCAUAAAUUUGUUCUUUAAACUCUUUCGAAUUACUUCUGAUGUCCCUUUUAAGAAGAAAUGUAACUUGUUAUAUUGUAAAUACCCACUUUUUCUGUGGCAAAUAAUUUGAAAUUAAGUCAGUACCACACAAUUGGUACGAGAGGGAGGUGCACCGCGACUCGCCAAAAAUACCCGUAUUUAUAGCUAGCGUAUAGCGUCCUAAUUACGUGAUUAUCUAAACAAACAGCUCUAGCAAUGAUCUGGCAACUUCCCUUAUCACAUAAAUUCAUGGUUUUCAUUAUAAGCCAUCCCUAAAAACAACUUUGCAAGAAUGCUGAGG
Molecule: messenger RNA, 1398 nt
Organism: Hydractinia symbiolongicarpus
Lineage: Eukaryota; Metazoa; Cnidaria; Hydrozoa; Anthoathecata; Hydractiniidae
Exons: 2
Coding region: 30-494 (154 amino acids)
Source: RefSeq, a predicted model, not a curated record